Molecule: messenger RNA, 900 nt
Organism: Nerophis lumbriciformis (worm pipefish)
Lineage: Eukaryota; Metazoa; Chordata; Actinopteri; Syngnathiformes; Syngnathidae
Source: RefSeq, a predicted model, not a curated record
AUGGCAGCGAUCGCAGCGAUUUUCGAUCAGCUUAACCCCGGCGCCGUGGUGGUAUUGCCCGACGACUGUUACCAAGGUGUCACCUCGCUGGCGCUGCGUGGACAGCGCAAAGGCCUAUGGCAGGUUGAGCAGUUGGCUGUCGACGACACGCCAGCCUGGCUAGACGCUGCCAGGCGAGCUGACCUGAUCUGGCUGGAAUCACCGAGCAACCCGUUGCUGAUCAUCGCUGAUCUAGUGACUAUCUGCGCCGCACCGAGAAAGUCCGGCGCGUUGCUGGUGGUCGACAACACCUUCGCUACCCCGCUCAACCAGCAACCCCUGAGCCUCGGUGCAGAUGUUUCGGUGCAGUCUGCGACCAAGUACCUCGGGGGCCACUCGGAUUUGUUAGCCGGGAUCGCCACAACGGCCGACGAGGCCCUAGCUGGUGCGCUCAGAUCCAGUCGCACCCAGAAUGGCGCAACACCCGGAACGUUGGAGGCAUUUCUGACUGUGCGAGGGCUGCGAACACUGGCGCUACGGUUGGAGCGGGCUCAAACUACGGCGCUGCUGCUAGCCGAGCGGUUACAGGCUCACGACCGCGUUACCAGCGUUCGCUACCCGGGGCUAGCUUCGCACCCUCAACAUGCAAUGGCAGCAACGCAGCUGGGCGGGUUUGGUAGCGUCAUUUCGUUCGAAGUUGCUGGCACUGCGAUCGAAGCCGACCAGGUCUGCCACCGCACUCACUUGAUUCAACACGCCACCAGCUUGGGUUCGGUAGAAUCCACCAUGGAGCGUCGCGGCGCCGUACCCGGACAAGAGCACUUGCCCGAAACGCUGUUGAGGCUAAGCGUGGGUAUCGAAAACCCCGCUGACCUCUGGGCCGAUCUGACGCAGACGCUGGAUGCUUCGGCCGACUGCUGA